GUCCGGCAAGAUGGAAGAUUGGUUGGGCUAGGCUAAGGAAAUGCUCAUUGAUAAUGGUUUUGUGGAGAUAUUGUGCACCGCCGAGGUCCUUAAGUCAGUUGCUCUGAGUCAGACCUUACAAAUCAACGGCAAUGUGGAAUGCCUCUGUCACUUGGUUCAGAGAUGGUGCACGAGCACUCAUACCUUCAUCCUUGCUUUUGGAGAAGUCACUGUGACUUUAGAGGACAUGGCAAACCUAAUGUCAUUACCUAUUGUUGGGGAGGAGGAUCCAUGGCAUAUAGCAUUGACGCUAGAAGAGUGUGUUAUGCUAAUAGCUUUGAAGAAGAUGAUGAGGACGACCACCAGUGCUUCUUCUUGUUCAUGGAAAGGGGAGUACAACAUUGAUUUUCAAACUUAGAUGCGGUAUUUUCAGACUAGCGAAGGCAAGGAUACUCCAUACGUAUGCAUGGCUUUCCUUAUAGCUUGGUUAAGCAAGUUUGUUUUUGGGGGUUUCUCGAAUUGUGAGAUUAUGGAUGAAUGUAUUCCUCUGGCAAUGCGGUUGGCUGAAGGCGUGAGGAUUCCUUUGGCUCCACUAAUGUUAGGUACACUCUAUCACAUACUUGAUUUGCUGCAUUUUGAUGAGAUUCUUGGCGCUGGCUACUACAUCAUUGAAUCACAUGUAUGUCUGUCUUUGUUGUAAAUGUUUGCAUAGGAGAGAUUUUGGCCGUAUCACCCUAGUCGUGUCACCAGGAGGAAAGCAUUGAAAGAAUAUCCCAUGGUAAAGUGGUGGUUACACCAGUGGUGGUUACACCAGUGGAACAGCUUCGCUAGCUUGUUCUUGGAUGGGAAAGAGAAAUAAAAGAGCAGAUUACUC
This is a messenger RNA of Rubroshorea leprosula, 853 nucleotides long. The record is from the annotation of a GenBank genome assembly. Lineage: Eukaryota; Viridiplantae; Streptophyta; Magnoliopsida; Malvales; Dipterocarpaceae.